Messenger RNA from Plectropomus leopardus (leopard coralgrouper), 825 nucleotides. Lineage: Eukaryota; Metazoa; Chordata; Actinopteri; Perciformes; Serranidae. The record is from RefSeq and is a predicted model, not a curated record.
GUUCAUGGAUCCAAGGCCUUCUCUCAAGGCUUCCAGGAGAUGAGAGCAGGUGGUCUGCGGUCGAUGUGGCAAGGCAACGCCGUCAACAUGCUGAAAGGAACACCACAGUCAACUCUGCAGUGUCUCAUCUACGCCCAGAUGAAGGCGUCCACCCAAAAGGAGACUCUGACGGUGCAGCAGCGUUUCGGCUUGGGCUGUGUGUCCGGUGCUGUCGCUCAUGCCGCCUUCUACCCUUUAGAGGUGCUGAAGGUGAGGUUGAACCUGCAGCAAGCUGGUAACUACCACGGUGUUGUGGCAUGCGCCCGAUCUAUUUACAGACACGAGUCUCUGUCGUCCUUUUACAGAGGAUUCAAGCCGAGCAUCCUCUGCAUGAUCCCGUACGCAGGUGUGGAGUGUGCAGUUCAUCAGUCAAUCAUGACCUGGGCAAAGAGUGAUCCAGCCUACAACAGUGAAAACAAACUGUUUUUCUUCAGUUUUGUGGCCUUUGCGUCCGGACAGGUGACCAGUUACCCGCUGGCAGUGAUCCGCACUCAGCAGCAAGCACAAGCUUUCAGCUCAGAUUCACGUCCGGCUUCAGGUGUACUACAAGGACUCAGAGGGAUAUAUGAAACAUGUGGAAUAAGAGGAUUUUAUAAUGGAAUGGGAGCCAGCUUCGUCAGGGCUAUUCCGUGUGCUCUGAUAAACUACACUUUGACUAGAAAGUUUGAAAAUCUGGUUUCCUGAGUCUUGAGUUUUAGCUGAGAGGAGGUUGUUUUCUUUGGAACUCUGCAAAAACAGAAACUGUGAACCUGCAAAAACUGAGAAAAUAUUUGACGACAUAUAUUA